UGCUUACUUUUCAACAAAUCCUAAAUCCAGGAGCUUUCAUUUGCAAACGAAAAAUACCUGCAAUUUGAGGGUGACUAAUGCCUUAUGAAAUGUGGUAACUUUUUCUUUUACAAAGGUUAUUAAAUAAAUUAUUUACUGGUCACUACAGAUUCCCCAAUCAAUAUAUUUAAAAGGAGUUUUUUCAAUUAGUGAAUUAUUACUAACAGACUAGCUCCGGGAUUUUUAAAUGUAUGACGAAGAAUUUUUAAAUUCGCCAUAUGAUUUUAUCGUCGUUUUUGUUAAAUUCAAUUGUUGUUAAAAAUUCCUCUAUCGUUUCAAGAAACUGUCUUUUUCAAUUUCAAAUUUGAAUUUUAUUGCAUGUCAAGAGUACUAGUAUUACAAUUUGUUUUGGAAAUACAAGUAAAAAUUGUUUAUAUUUUUUUUAAAUACCUGUAUAAUGAUGUGCCUAAGGAUAGUUUCUGGCCAUCAAUCUUUACCAAUGAAAGUUUUACAUUUAUUCGGGAUGGUUGAAGUCAAAUGAAUAAUAAAUUGUGACCAGAAAAAAAAACAAUGUGGAAGAAGUCUGCUUCCACGCAGUAUUAUUUUUUUUUUCCUUUUAAGGAAGGGUCAGGAAUCUACGGCACCGCUGGAGGGCCAGAUAUGGGGCAGAUAAUGUCAACAGGACCAAUCGUAUGCAGAAAAAAGGAUGAACUUAUUAAUCAUGCCUGGAAGUCCCUUGAAUCAAAUUCUGUUAAUAAUAUCAUACUACUAGAGGUUGAAGUGCAAAUGUGUGGUAUGUUUGGAUAUAUAGAUCCAGAGGCACCCAAAAUGAAGGAACACAGACAAUACACGCCUCUCGUCAUUGCCUGCAUGUUUUGUGAUAAAGAGUUAGUUCAUAAACUCAUUCAGGCAGGGGCGGACAUUAAUUUUCGCCCACAGGAAGAUAAAUAUAAAUCAUUGGAAGAAGCAGUGCCGCCCUUGUACUAUGCAACAGCAGCGAGAGAUGCAGAUAUAGUAAAGUUAUUAUUAGAUUCAGGUGCUGACGUAAACGGAUAUAGAGGGCGCAUGCAGUUCAUCAACCUUCAAGAGCCAAGGAAUGAGGUUUACAGCAUUAUUGAACCUAGUUAUUCUUUACGAGACUCAUCGGCCUGUAUGAUAAAAAUUCUAGAGCUAUAUUUAUCAGCAGGAGUGAAAUUAAAUACAACAUGUUGGGGUCCCUGUCUUUUUUAUGGGAGAGGUAAAGUCUAUGAGGCCAAUCGUCCUAGCCGACUGAAUAUUCCGGGAGCACGUUUUACUUGUGAUACAGCUGUACUUCUUCUUCAACAUGGCGUCGAUCCAGACCUGUAUAAGCUCGAGGAUGUUUUGCAGCAAUUUUCCCAGCAUAGUAGUCGUUACCUUAGCAUGAAUUGUGUAAAUUUUAAUGCCUUCUUACAAACUUUUAUUGGGGCUGGUUACCACUUCACAAGUGACGAUACAAAGAAGGAGUAUUAUAGGAGAAAACUUAAAAGAAAUGGCGUAAAUAUGGAGGAGCCACUAAGUUUAAAACAAUGUUGCCGUUCAAUGAUAAGAAAGCAUUUGCAGAUACUUAGUAAAGAUACAUCAAUAUUUCCUUUCGUAGACAAGUUACCAAUUCCACUUCUAUUAAAGGAAUACCUAAAAUUGAGGAAUACCUUUGAUUUAAAUAAUACUGUUAUAAAAUGCAAACCUAGAUGAUGAUAAGGAUUGGAGUUUCAUAAAAAUAAAUUCUGAAUUUAAAUAUAUGAUAUUUAUUAA
Messenger RNA from Saccostrea cuccullata (small rock oyster), 1752 nucleotides. RefSeq lists its product as uncharacterized. The record is from RefSeq and is a predicted model, not a curated record. Gene Ontology annotation, molecular function: protein binding. NCBI's taxonomy places the organism in Eukaryota, Metazoa, Mollusca, Bivalvia, Ostreida, Ostreidae. Gene Ontology annotation, biological process: intracellular signal transduction. Bases 550 to 1692 code for a protein of 380 amino acids. The transcript has 6 exons.